Camponotus floridanus (Florida carpenter ant) is the source of this 2186-nucleotide messenger RNA. It is a transcript of the gene Gycbeta100B, whose product is annotated as guanylate cyclase soluble subunit beta-1. The coding region runs from base 196 to 2007 and encodes 603 amino acids. The record is from RefSeq and is a predicted model, not a curated record. Gene Ontology annotation, cellular component: guanylate cyclase complex, soluble. NCBI's taxonomy places the organism in Eukaryota, Metazoa, Arthropoda, Insecta, Hymenoptera, Formicidae. The transcript is spliced from 14 exons. Gene Ontology annotation, molecular function: heme binding; guanylate cyclase activity. Gene Ontology annotation, biological process: response to oxygen levels; cGMP biosynthetic process.
UAGGUGGCGCAGUCGCAACGACGGCCGAAAAAUCGAUACUUAUCGUGUACCGGCGAACGACGGGGUUGCCUUCCAGUACGCAGCUCGUGUGCACGAGGUAAACACGGCUCCAAUCGGCAAUCAGAAUGGAAUGACGCGUGAGAAGUGAGAUCAACUCCGAGCCACCCCCGCAAUCCGAUUGUCAAGUGCAGCAGCAUGUACGGUUUUGUGAAUUACGCUCUCGAACUCUUAGUUGUGAAGACCUUUGACAACGAGACGUGGGAGACGAUAAAAAAAGAUGCGGCGGUUAAUAUGGAAGGACAGUUUCUGGUGCGACAAAUUUAUGAUGACGAAAUUACGUAUAAUCUGAUAUCUGCUGCUGUCAAUAAACUUAAUAUUCCUGCCAAUGAAAUACUUGAAUUAUUUGGCCGAAUGUUUUUCGAGUUUUGCCAAGAUUCCGGUUAUGAUAAGAUUCUUCAAGUUCUUGGAGCAACACCUAGAGAUUUUCUGCAGAAUUUGGAUGCGCUUCAUGAUCAUUUGGGUACGUUAUAUCCAGGCAUGAGAGCACCUUCUUUUAGGUGUACAGAGAGACCCGAGGAUGGCGCGCUUAUUUUGCAUUAUUAUUCAGACCGACCUGGUUUGGAACACAUCGUUAUUGGAAUUGUUAAGACAGUCGCGAAAAAAUUGCAUGGCACUGACGUUGACAUGCAGAUAGUGAAGACGAAAAGUGAAUGCGAUCACGUGCAGUUCCUCAUAACUGAUGCGUCAGGACCGGGAGUCGUAACAAACCCUAUGAUUGCUGAAUUGGAAACAUUAUCCGUCGAACCAAGGGUCAGCCCGACAACGUUUUGUCGACUUUUUCCGUUCCAUCUAAUGUUCAAUCGAGAUCUUACAAUAAUUCAAACCGGAUGUACCAUAACACGUGUUAUACCGCGCGUCUGCAGUGGUCAUUGCAAACUAAGCGACAUUCUCUUAACUGUCAGACCACAUCUGGAAUUAACAUUUGAGAAUAUAUUGUCACAUAUUAAUACUGUAUACGUGUUAAGAACGAAAAAGGGAGUUAUGCGCAUCGAUUCUACGGAGGAAUAUUCGUACCUUCGUUUGAAGGGUCAAAUGUUGUACAUACCGGAAUCCGAUUUAGUUAUCUUUCUAUGUUAUCCAAGUGUUAUGAAUCUUGAUGAUUUGACUAGGCGAGGUUUGUACUUGAGCGAUGUUCCUCUGCAUGAUGCCACUCGAGAUCUGGUCCUGAUGUCGGAGCAAUUUGAGGCGGAUUACAAGCUGACGCGCAACUUGGAACUACUCACUGAUAAGUUACAGCAAACGUAUCGUGAACUCGACGGUGAGAAGCAGAAAACCGACAGAUUACUCUACUCGGUGCUUCCUAUUUCGGUGGCGAACGAGCUCAGACAUUCAAGACCAGUACCGGCAAAAAAGUACGAUUGCGUUACUUUACUAUUCUCCGGGAUAGUCGGUUUCGGAGCUUACUGUGCGGCUCAUACAGACUCCAAUGGCGCUAUGAAGAUUGUUAACAUGCUCAAUCAGUUGUACACGGCUUUCGACGUAUUAACUGAUCCGAAAAAGAAUCCUAAUGUUUAUAAGGUAGAAACCAUCGGUGAUAAAUACAUGGCGGUGAGUGGAUUGCCGGAACCCUGUCGUUGCCAUGCACUAUGCAUCGCUCGUCUAGCACUGGACAUGAUGGAUCUCGCGGCUGACGAAGUGCAGAUCGAUGGGGAACCUGUGAAAAUUACGAUUGGAAUACACAGUGGUGAAGUCGUUACUGGUGUUAUUGGUCAUCGCAUGCCUCGUUAUUGUUUAUUUGGAAAUACUGUAAAUCUUACUAGUAGAACGGAGACUACUGGCCAACCGGGAAAAAUCAAUGUUUCGGAAGACGCUUACAGAUAUCUUUGCAUGCCCGAAAAUCAAGACCCACAAUUUCUUCUAGAGUACAGAGGUCCCGUCUCUAUGAAGGGGAAAUCCGAGCCUAUGAAUGUAUGGUUUCUGUCUAGGGAAAGAGAGCUGACAUCAUAAAUCGCUAUGGCAAUGAAUCUUAUAGCAAUAAUUUCAAGAAUCAGUUUGAGACUUAUAUACUGUUAAAAAAUAAAAUUACUACAUUUCGUCAAAGAGAAACAAAGUAAUAAAAAUGAUAAUAUCAGCGAUGACUGUAUUGUAAGUGUACAAGGCAAAUAUAAUCGUUAUUUAUUUGGUGA